Messenger RNA from Cokeromyces recurvatus, 2034 nucleotides. RefSeq names its product glycosyl transferase family group 2-domain-containing protein. The transcript has 2 exons. The coding region runs from base 54 to 1694 and encodes 546 amino acids. The record is from RefSeq and is a predicted model, not a curated record. NCBI's taxonomy places the organism in Eukaryota, Fungi, Mucoromycota, Mucoromycetes, Mucorales, Mucoraceae.
UUUUUUUUUUUUUUAAAUUUCAUUAUUCUUUUAUAUCAAUUGAUAUAGUAUAAAUGACUCGCCUUCAAUCCCCUUCAGAAUGGGUGGCACCUCUUGUUCCAAUUGCUUCUUUAGCUAUCUUACCUUUAGGGCCUAUCUUCUUUCCUCGUUUUUAUCUUUUAUUAUUAUUUCUUUAUUUUACAAUCUUUCUGUAUAGUCAAGUAAAUCAUGUCUGUAAAUUCUUUCUAACGUCUCGUAGAAUUCGUAUGACAAUACGUAAAUGGAACAAAAGACUUGAUACAACCAUUCUUUUGGCCAAUAAUAAUAAUUCAAACUUGAAGAAUCGAAUAGCCACAACUCAUUUAGAUGAUGAAACCUUGGAAGAUAUUGAAGAGAAAUUACAUUAUUUUGAUGAUACAUGUUAUUUUCAUGCCUUUAUUUUACCAAAUUAUUGUGAAUCUGAAGAAUUAUUAAAGGAUACAAUUGGACGUAUUGCAUGUCAUAGUAAUGCAAAUACACAUUAUGCUAUUAUUUUAGCUAUGGAACAAUCAGAACCAGGUUGGGAAUCUAAAGCUCAACGACUUGAAUCUUAUUUUGCAGAUCAGUUUGCACAUUUUAUUAUCACAGGUCAUCCGUCUAAUAUUCCUGGAGAAAGUCAAGGUAAAGGAUCUAAUGUAGCUUAUGCUGCUCGUCAUGGUUGUCAUCAACUUGUGACUAUGGGCGGUAUAGAUCGUGGUCGAAUCAUGAUCACUGUUUCUGAUUCAGAUUCAGCCAUUCCAGAACUUUAUAUUCGAGAAGUAGAAGAGGCGCUUCAUCGUAGUGAAGAUCCUAAUCAUAUCGUAUGUGCACCACCUAUUUUCUUUUCAAGGAAUUGUUUUGAUGUCCCAGCUGCUGUUCGUGUAACGGAUAUUACAUGGUCUGCUAUGGUCAUGUCUAAUUUAAGUACAGGUCGUGGCAUGUCUAUCCCAUGUAGUAAUUAUUCGCUGUCGAUGGUUUUAGCAGAAGAAGUAGGUUAUUGGGAUACGAAUGCAGACGCGGUGGGUGAAGAUAUGCACAUGUGGCUCAAAUGCUUUUGGAAGACGCAUGGUCAAGUUCGUACAGCACCUAUCUAUGUUCCUAUCAAUUUAACAAAUGUUCAAACAGAAGGUUAUUUAUCAAAUGUGAAUGCUCGAUAUGUACAAGCUAAAAGACAUUAUAAUGGAGUAGCUGAUGUUGCUUACACACUUCAACAUGCCUUCUGUACACCUACCAUCCUUCUCUAUGAACGUAUCAAGGUAUGUUUGAUUAUCUUGGAGGCUCACAUGAUUCCAGCUACCUCGGGUUGGCUUAUGUUUGCUGCCGUACCCUUUAUGCAAUUCAUUUUAUUCCCUCCCUUUGAAUCGCUAGCCUCCUCCAUUCUCUCACCAUCACCUGUCAAUAACCCCAUCCUCACAAGUGAAUUCUACCAUCAUCUCUGGACACUCACCAAGAUGCUUACCUUAUUCUUACCUUUACCACUCUUUGCCACACUUGCCAUUUAUGAACAAUUACAUCGUACCAUUGAUAAAGAAUUUCUGAAAAAGCAAAACAGUCGUGGAUGGCUUCAUUUAUUAGAUUAUGUCAAUUUACCUAUUGCUGCUUGGCUCUUUAUGACUUUACCAUCUACUCAAGCUUGCAUGAAACGAUUAUUAAAUCGAGAAGAAAAAUACAUUACUUCUGAAAAGUUAUUCAAGUAGAAAUACAUCAUUAUCAUUAUAUAUUAUUAUUAUUAGAGAAGAAGAAGCAGUUUUUUUUUUCACAACAUUUUUUUUUAAAUCUUAAUUACAAACACUAACUAUGUAAUAUCAUAUUACCUUUUUAUAUAAAUGUAUACAUAAAUGCAUGGAAUUAUAACCAAAUACUUUUUUUUUUCAUCCUACAAUUGAAAGAAUUUCAACAAGUGGGUGAGAGAAAAAGAGGCUUCAUUGUGUAGUAGUAGUAGUAGUAGUAGUGAUAGCUGCAGCAGCAUGUGUGUGUUCCUUAAAACCAUAAAAAAAAUAUGCUUUGAUAGUAAUAAAAUAAACUUUUUCUAAUGAU